GAUGAUGGUGAUGAUGGUGCUGCUCGUGCUGCAGUUCUGGCUCACGGUUCACGGAGCCCUUGCUGUGUUUUCCCAGCAGCCCCAGGACUUGGUGGUGGUGGCUGGUCACCCCGUCACUCUGCCAUGCUCCAUUCCAGGCUACCAGGGCGUUGUGCUGUGGAUCAAAGAUGGCCUGGCUUUGGGGGUUGGACGAGACCUAUCAGGUUAUCCUCGCUACACUGUAAUUGGUGAUCACAGUUCCGGGGAACACCACCUGAGGAUCCAAAGGGUUGAGCUAGCAGACGAUGCUGUGUUUGAGUGCCAGGCUAUCCAGGCCGCCAUGAGGUCUCGACCUGCUCGACUCACAGUUUUGGUUCCACCAGAUAACCCAGUUAUUGAUGGAGGCCCUGUGGUGAGCUUGAGAGCUGGAGACCCACUCAACCUGACGUGUCAUGCUGACAAUGCCAAGCCUGCCGCCUCAAUCAUCUGGAUUCGAAAUGGGGAGGUACUAAAUGGAGUCAUGUACUCUAAGACUGUUUUUCGAGAUGGCAGGAAGGAGAGUACAGUCAGCAGUCUGUACAUUUCACCAUCAAACAUCGAGAGCGGACAGACGAUCAUCUGCCGUGCAUCGAACAAAGCUGUCCCAAACGGCAAGGAGAGCAGCGUCACUAUUGACAUCCAGCAUUUACCGCUAGUGAACCUCUCUGUUGAACCUCAGCCAGUAUUGGAAGGAAACCUGGUGAAGUUCCACUGCUCGGCCAAAGCCAAUCCACCAGUCACUCAGUACAGGUGGGCCAAAGGAGGUCACGUGAUCAAAGAAGUAUCCGGAGACACCUAUGAAGUCGUAGUGGACCACUCCUUCUUUACAGAUGCUGUUUCUUGUGAGGUCACCAACCCACUCGGGAGUACAAAUAUCAGCCGUAACGUGGACGUCUACUUUGGUCCUCGUAUGGCUGCAGAGCCGCAGUCCCUGCAGGUGGACCUGGGUUCGGACGCCGUGUUUAAUUGUGCAUGGACGGGAAACCCAUCACUCACGAUCGUGUGGAUGAAGAGGGGCUCUGGAGUGGUGCUGAGCAACGAGAACAUCCUGACUUUAAAAUCAGUGAGACAGGAGGAUGCAGGGAAGUAUGUCUGCCGUGCUGUGGUACCUCGAGUCGGGGCUGGAGAGAAGGAGGUUACGCUUACAGUGAACGGGCCUCCGACCAUCUCCAGCACUCAAACACACCAGGCUCCUCAUGGCGAAAAGGGUCAGAUCAAGUGCUUCAUCCGCAGCACCCCUCCUCCGGACCGCAUCGCCUGGUCAUGGAAAGAGACGGUCCUCGAGUCGGGCACAUCCGGCCGCUACACGGUCGAGACGGUGAGCACCGAGGACGGUGUCCUGUCCACCCUAACGAUGAGCAACAUCGUCCCCGCUGACUUCCAGACCAUCUACAACUGCACGGCCUGGAACAGCUUUGGAUCCGAUACUGAAAUCAUACGUCUCAAGGAACAAGGCGGCUAUCAUUUGUUGUCCGCAGAGUCUCUGCCUGUGGCCGUGAUUAUCGGCGUGGCGGUGGGAGCCUUCGUCGCCUUCAUCGUCCUCAUCGGCACCAUCGGGGCUUUUUGCUGCACACGCUCUCAGAGAAAAGACGCUCACCUGGUCAUGCCCUCCCUCCCUGCCUCGAUCUGUGCUCAGCAGAGAGAACUUUCAAGCAAAAUUAAGACAGAAAACCUCAAAGGCGUCGUCACGACCAAGAAUGAUAUCCGCGUGGAGAUCGUUCACAAAGAUCACAACGCUGCACGGGAAAAUGAGGACCAUGCCGCCAUGAAACAGCUGAUGAUUGAACGUGGAGAAUUCCAGCAGGAGUCUGUUCUUAAGCAGCUGGAGGUCCUGCAGGAGGAGGAGAAAGAGUACCAGCACAUCAAGGAUCCCACCAACGGCUACUACAGCGUGAACACCUUCAAGGAGCACCACGGGACCCCAACCAUCACACUGGCUAACGCCCACAACACCACCGAACUGCGGCGUGAAUCCUCCACAGGCAAGCAGCGAGUACCCACAGGCAUGUCCUUCACCAACAUCUACUCAACCAUUGGUGGCGCGCCCAACCCUCGCUUGUAUGAGUACGACGGGCGCUUCGUCCUGGGCACCGGCAGCAGCUCCAUCGAGCUUUGCGAGCGCGAGCUGCAGCAGCGUGCCUCCCUUAGCGACUCGGGUUCCUUCAUGGACACGCACUGCGACAGCAGCGCCAGCAGCUACGCACACUUUGACAAGGACAGCAAGGCCUCCGCGUCGUCCUCGUCACACCACUCGCACUCGUCCUCGCAGAACUCGGACCUGACGCGACCCCUGCAGAAGCGCAUGCAGACUCACGUGUGACGACGUCUGCGGAUGAUGUCGGGAAGCAGAUCAAGCACACAAGCUCUCUUUUUCUUACUCUUUUUGUCUCUGUAACGUCAUCAUAAUAAACCUCGUACAACGCAGCUUUGGAAACGCCUUCGUGGUCACGGUUACAAAUGCAGAGAAGUCAAAUACCCUGAUUCCAGAAGAAGCACCUUCAGCGUAGUACCAGUGAGAAAUGCCUCAGCAACUGUACAGAACCCACGAUACAGGAUAAAACCAUGCUGACAAAAACGCGUGGACGGGCAGAUCACAAAAGAAGGGAGGUCUACAGAUCAUGAACAGACUCCACAGUUCUGUUGACACCUCCAGUCCAUGAUGCCUUUGGCAGCAUCAGAAAGACAACAUCCUGAUUCUCUUGCCUUCUCUUGCUCUCUUGUACAGCAGACCUGUCUAAGCGAGUGUGUGUUAUUUGACAGUAACUCCUUUUUCCCUUUCCCCACAGCUAAGACUUUUGCUUCUGCGUGGAUGGAAACUUAUAAAAAGAAAAAAGAAAGAAAAAAAAAAGUUUGCCAACAGACUUAAUCACUGUCAGUCAAUAUAGUUGGAUUCCAGUUCUCCUGCAUCCUGGAGAUAUAUAGCCCUCUGCCAUUCUGAAAAUAUCUGUACAUUAUUCAUUUAUUAGUUUGUUUGUUUUUUUUUAUUUUCUUGCUGUCUUUUGUCAGUUUGAUCAUACGUUUUUGUUUUUUUUUGUCUCACUUUGGCGAUUGCUGACUUUGCCGACCUUAAGGAGGACUUAAAAGUGGAUGAUCUGAUCUUUUCUUAACUAAGCUGAUUUAAAAUGCACAGGAUGUUUUGGCCAUCAAGUAAGAACAAUGCAAAUAUUUUCACUACUUUGUUAAUGAAAGAAUGCUCAGCCUGUGUGUGACGUGGCAAGGAUCUGGUCUCGUCAAACCUCAUAUAAACCAGCGACUCGAAUUUACACCAUAUACACGAAUUACCUUUUCUGUGGCUUUAAAUUCUUAGUAUAUAGUCACAUUGUUUACACUGACUGAAAAGGGUUGACGGCCGAUGACCCCCGGACGGAGGGAAAACAUUUCACCUGCUCUCCACAGCCUUCAGACUGCACCGCAGGACACCUGCUCACUGUUUUAAGUGAACUGUCUGCACACUGAGAUGUACCAUCAAGACUCUGAUUUCAUUCUUGAUUUGUUUGUACGAUGUUUGCUCCUCUUUAUUUCCGUCCGUUGAGAGCACUUGACGUUACUCCUGAUUACACACAAGCACCUGUAUAGAUGCACUGUACAAAAACAAACAAGCCAAAAGCAGAGCAGGAAGUAGUACGGAGACACGCAAUGCAUGAUGCAUGCCAGGUUCAGACUGAGGCAAGCAGGUGCUGUUUGGUACGAUUACAGCCUCAUCUACAUGAUAUGUAUAUUUAUUACACACUUUGUUUAGCCUGCCAGGAUUUGCGUGGAGGAAAUUCCAGGUUUCUGAUAAGGCACGGACACCAGAUAAGGGUAGCCUGCUCAUCUCUCAUGUGGUGGAAGAACUCAUAAACAUGACAUACUGUAAACGGAUAGCUAGUGGUUGGACAACUAGUUGACCAGUAAUUUUAAAAGGAUUCAGUUAGUCACCUUCUCUAUGUUUAGGCCAAUAAGAGGGAUCCCUUUUAAUAGUGCUGAUAAACAGCAGCAAAAAAAAUGCACCGCACUCGACAGACUUGACCACAAUUAAGAGUCAUAGCAAGUGAUACAUGCCAUUUCCAGCUUCUUAGCAUGCUUCCUCACUAGGCACAAUUGCUUUGUGUCAAUGACAGGGUACGAUUUCUUAUUGAUUCGAAUCGUGCCCCAGUAUGGCAUACCUUGCUUGCGACCAUUUUUACAUAUUAUGCAAAUAUCCUGGAAUUUAGGGUCAAGUGUACUCGGAUCUGUUUUAAAGCACCCUUAAGCUAAAUGCAUACAUGGUGCAUCAUACUGUAUGUAUUACACUUGAAUGAACUAAUUCUUAAAUUGCCAUGCUCAAUGACUGGGCAUCCUUUCACUUAGAAAGGCUGCUCAAUGUCUAGAGCAGCCACUGAUCCGAAAAGUACUCUGGAUCAGCCUCUAAAGUUCUGGGGUUUCAUUGGAAAAUGAUGAGCGACCUGUAGUUUAGAAAGCACUCCUGUACCACUUUGCUCAUAAAGGAAUUUAUUAUACCACAAAGAAUCGUAGGAGGAAUUCCUCAGUGGAAAAUAUAUGAUCUUGUUUUGAGGAGGCCGUUAUGAUCUGAUGCUGCAUGCCACUAAAAGAUUGAGUGGUGGUACCCAGUAGUGCAAACAGGGGAGAGCAGCUGCCUGCCAAAACCCAUCUUCAAAACCAGUCAUGCAUUCAACAUUCUUGAUAAUGUUUUGAUCUUAAAAAAUACUUAUCUCCUUUUUAUCUGCUUUUAAGUCUUUCCGAAUUGCCUCAGGGCCAUCGGCAUUGUUUUGUUCAUGGCUACAUGUAUCAUGACCUAACAGAAGGUCUAACGAAUCCUAUAUCCCUUUCUAACCCCUGAUCAAGGGCAGUACUUGGUGUGUGGAACAAGAGGUUGUAAACCCUAUAUAGUACACUAGCUUUCCAUUUAAUGCUUUUUGGGAUUCAACAUUUGAACAGUUCCUCACCCUUUGGCUGCAUUUAUGUAACCGGUAAGAAUUUAAAACUACCUUCACUCCUGCCUAUGUCCUGGUUAAUUAGUAUAUGCAACCUCUAGUAGGUAGACGGUGAGGUUACGUAAAAAUUUCAUUGGAUAUUUGCCCAUAAUUAGAUCAUAUGAUUCACUGCCCAAUCUAGACUUCUCACGUUUCAAAGGUUAGCCUUGUUACAGUGUAAAAAACUCAAUCAAGAAAACUAAUUUCUGUACAUAUUGUGUGAGUUAGGUGGGAUCAAGGUCAAUGCUAGCCCAGCUGUGAUUACAAAUCCAUUUACUUUAAAAGGUGACAAUACGAAAAUGCUCAAACAUAAUUGUGUUUCUUCGAUUCUUCACUGUUAAAAAUCUUCCGCCAUGACAGCACAAUCAUGACAUUGUUGUAGAUAAUGAUCUACUGCAAUCAACAUCACAAUGUAUAGAAAGUGGGAGGGAAAGCUUUUAACCACAUCUCUAUGGAGACUAUGAAAGAUUAUGGAGCUGGCAGGAUGUGUGGGUUCGCAAUUAUAUCUGUAUUGCAUGUAACAGUUAGAUAGUGUGGAUUAAAAUGCCGGGUAAAAUGGAAGCAGUUCUGCUCCAGAGACUCACCCUGUGUGAACCCAACAUCAGUAGGUAUCGUUUUAUAAAACAUUCUCAACAGA
Molecule: messenger RNA, 5607 nt
Organism: Clarias gariepinus (North African catfish)
Lineage: Eukaryota; Metazoa; Chordata; Actinopteri; Siluriformes; Clariidae
Gene: kirrel3b
Product: kirre like nephrin family adhesion molecule 3b
Exons: 16
Coding region: 2-2338 (778 amino acids)
Biological process (GO): cell-cell adhesion; synapse assembly
Cellular component (GO): cell-cell junction
Molecular function (GO): cell adhesion molecule binding
Source: RefSeq, a predicted model, not a curated record